AUGAAUCUUGAGACCAACGCGUCUUCUGUAGUGUUGUACCUAAGCAUGAUCUCGACACAAAGUUCACGGAUGGAGAAUAACUCUGAGAGAAAGCUGCGUGAAAACACAGUUUCGGCUUUAAUCUUCACGUUAAGUCAGUUAACGAAUGAAUUCCGUACACGCCAGUCAAAGUAUUUGAAGGACAUAAAGAAUCGAACGAGCAAUGUCGACAACUUCCUGGUCACCACGGGGCAGUCCGAUGAUUUGCAGUGGGGUGAACUUGUUGACGUAACGCCGUCGCGAGAGUAUACCAUGGAUCAAAUUCAGCAGAUGAUGAUGAUGAUGAACAAGCUGUUCUGGUGGUUAAUUCAUCCAUUCGAGAACUUGAAUACACUCUUCAAGGAUUUGUCAACAAUGGUCGUAGACCAGGGCACUAUUCUUGACCGGAUCGACUAUAAUGUGGAACAGGCGUCGAUUCGUGUUUCUCGUGCAGUAGACAGCGUGAAGAAAGCCGAGAAACAUCAACGUAACGACAAGAAAAUGCAUUGUAUAUUCUGUCAAACGGUAGCCAUUAUUGUAAUCCUUCUGCUGAUUAUUUUCACAAAACUCUGA
Molecule: messenger RNA, 591 nt
Organism: Cooperia oncophora
Lineage: Eukaryota; Metazoa; Nematoda; Chromadorea; Rhabditida; Trichostrongylidae
Source: the annotation of a GenBank genome assembly